AUGGGGAGAAAAGCUGUGAAGGAAGAGAAAUCGGACGGCAUAGAAAUCAUAUCGAUCGGAAAGCUAUACAGCGGUUCAUGGGACAAGAAGUACUGGAGCUCAUCCAGGGGGAAGGACCGGUAUCCUUAUCCUGUCGGAUACAGAUCGUUGAGGACUCAAAAUGGGGUUACUUACACAAUGGAAAUUUUUGAAGGUCUUAAGGGUCCAGCAUUUACGAUUAGUUCCACGGAUGGCAAGUCUUGUUCUGGGGACACACCAGACAUUGCAUGGGAGAGCUUUCAGAAGAAAAGCUUUUCAAAGUUGUGGCAUGGAAAGAGAUCUUCGUCUAAGAUAGACGGAGUCGAGUUUUUUGGAUUCAAAAACACAUUUGUCCAGAGGUUACUGCGGGAGUUGGUAGCGAAUGUUGGUGGGACUGCUGAAGAGGGUUUGUCGCCGUCAAGCUUCCCAAGUGGAAUCUCUGAAACUGUUAAUCAUUUGCAGUGCAAACCGUCAAAUCCUAAUUCUAAUUUGCUGUCAGACAUGGCGAUGCCACAAGUUAAAGGUAAGAGAACCAAGAUCGCAAAAGCUGUUAAUAGUAAAGGCCUCAGUGGGACUAACUUCAAACACCAUCAACAAGAAAAGCACACAAAUGACUUGUGCUCUUCAAAUUAUAAGCAAAGCCAUCAAUGUGGCCGUGAUCCUCCGACUUCAGGUGCCACAAAUGAAGCCUCCGAUAUCAACGGUGGUCCGGCUGUAAUAAGACUUGAAAAGUCAGCUGUCAUAAUUGAAGAUGAGAAAUGCCCAACGAUAGCAGAAAGAGGCAUGCAGAUGGAUUCUGUGGACAUAGUUGAUGACCUCAGAGUUGUAGAUUCACUUCUCCAUGAAGAAAGAAAUCUCAGUAGUUCCGCAAACCAUUCUGGAUUCAAUAUUGGCAACUUGCUCCUGAACCAAGAACCUGUCAAGGGAUUCAAUAGCAUAAUACCAGAAAAGAGAGGUGGAGCAACUAAUCUUCAGCAUGUCUUGUCAAUUGUGCAUGAUGCUGAUAUGUGCAUACCCGACAGUUUGGAUCCUGCUGAAGUGAAUGACCUGCAAGUGCCUGGGGUUGAAAAUGAUUCAAUCAUAAAAGAUGCAGUUAAGGAUGACAUUUUGGUAACUGAAUCGUGUCCAGAAGAUGGAAUAUUCUCAUCUGAAAACUGCACAAGCUCAGAGAAGUGUCAUAUUGAUUCAAUUGGUCAAGAAAUAGCCAAUUCCAUGAUGUCAGUUCUACUUCCUCAAGCUGUUCCUUUGCUCAAGACUUUCACGAGAAAGAAAAAGAAAACUGGAAAGCCUUCAAAUCUCCAAACAAAUAAAUUACAGGAUGAAGAUAGCAUGCCAAAGAUUAGCGUUGAUGGCGCAACCACAGUCUGCGGGCUAGCCGAGCACUCAGAUACAAGAAAGGUUUGUACCAUCUCUGGUGGUCAAGAUUCAGCUGGAAAAUCAGAUUAUGUGGCACCUGAUAGUUUUGAUAAUGAUGAUCCUCAAUCUGUAUUUCCCAAUUCUGAUGCUGCCAAAGCUGAUACUGGGACAGCUGGUGUUAAAUUUGUGACUGCAGCAAAUAUUGGUCCUGCCCCUAUGAAGGAAAUAACUUCAAACUCAAAACGAGCCAGGUUUGAGUGCCAGUCCUUAGAUAAGGUUCCUCCUGCUCAUGCAUCUAUAAUGCAUGGAACUUAUAAAUCAGAAACCAUCAUGGACAAAAAAAUCUCAGAUAUAAGUAUGCCUGAGAAAUCUGAAGCUAGAUUUGCCAAAUUGCGCAAAAACACGGACAUUUGUGGUAGGGAUACUUCAUGUUCAAAGUCAGAAAUCCCAAGUACAAGUGGCUGCCGCAGUCUGCCUGAUUACAAUGAAACUAAAGAUGAUUCUAGAGAGAAUACUCGGCAAAAUAUGGAAUAUUAUAGAAAGUCACUGGGCCAUCUAGAGCUUUUUGCACACUAUAUCCAUCCCAAACCAAUUUCCAUGGUUCAUCUGAUUGUUAAAGAGAAAGAGGUUUUUGUAUGUGUUACAUGUGGAUAUCUGGAGCACAAUGAAAGCACCCUCUUUUUGUACAAAGCCUCAAUGAAUCGAGAGAAGACUAGUUGCCCUACUUUAAUUGGCCAUGCUCCAAUAGCUUUCCGAAUUCCAAAAUCUAAUCUUGGAAAAGAUAGUGCUCCAUAUAGAUCUUCACUGCAGUUAACUCCAGAUGCACAGUAUCUUGUUCUAUUGAACAGCAUUAUUACUCCUUACUGUAGGGAGGGUAAACUGCAUUGCUCGUGUCCAGUUUGUACUUCAGAUUUCUCUGAGAAAAAUGCAGUUAAAAUUUUACGUUUAAACAAGGGAUAUGCCUCCCUUGUGACAAGACUGCAAACAUCUCAAGGUGUAUGCUGUUUAUUGGUCUGUGGGUCUACAGUUCUGGCUGGGGAGGAGGGUGGAAAGCUGAAGCUGUGGGUCAUGAACUCUCGGUGGAGUCAACAGAAAGAAGAUUGUCAUUUACCAACAUUUGACAGCAUGUUUCCUAGUAUUGUGGAGUUGAAGACUAUUCCGAACUCUGAUAGUUUGGUCGUUGGCCACAAUGGCCUAGGGGAAUUUGGCUUAUGGGACAUUAAAAGGCGCAACCUGAUAUCAAAAUUCUCCUCCCCAGGCAUGUUGAUUUCAGGGUUGAUUCCUGUCAGUGCUUUCAGAUGGCAAAGGAAUGGAGAAUGCAAGAUGAAGGCACUAGUGGAUGGAAUCAUGGAUGCCACAAAAACUUCGUUCUUGAAGAGAUUCGAACAUCACAUGUUCUCAUCAGAGGGUAAAGAUGCGACUGUUUGGCUUCUGAUAUCAACCCCUUCUGAUCCGGAUUCUUAUCAAUCAUCCGAAACAGAAGCGAAACUGAGUGAGUGUUGGAGGCUUGCUUUGCUGGUCAACAACACGGUUAUCGCUGGAAGUGAUUUGGAUCAAGGUUCUUGUUGCAGGGCUGCUUCAGUCACACCUAUGGGUCAUGGAAUUAUAGGUAGACCUGAUGGACAGGUUUAUAUGUGGGAACUAUCUACAGGGCUGAAGCUAAGAAACAUACUCUCAUUUAAAGGUAGUGGCACAGUGCCGUGCAUAACUACCGACACAUCCAACUUUGGUGCUUUGGCUGUGACAAGUGAUGGUGAGCUGCUGGUUUAUCUGCCCUCUUGA
Molecule: messenger RNA, 3156 nt
Organism: Striga hermonthica
Lineage: Eukaryota; Viridiplantae; Streptophyta; Magnoliopsida; Lamiales; Orobanchaceae
Source: the annotation of a GenBank genome assembly